UCGACAUCGAGAGAUUUGAAAGUAAGCUGAGGAAACUCGAUUGUCUUUUUUCAAAACCACACAAACUCUUCAAAAUGGUGAAAAUGUACAGUUUGAAGCAAAAUUUGGGUGAGAAAAGGUCUCAGAGCCAACAACAAAUAAUAGAGCCUCACGUUACAAUAGAUGAUGACACAGAUACAACAGAAGAACGAAAGCCAAAUCUGGACACCAAACAGAAAAUACUGAAGAACUUAUUUACUCUAACCAUUGGAGCAAUGAUAGUCAAUAUCCCACAUUUUAGUUUGACCGGCCUUCAGAGUAGUUUAAAUAAAGAAGGAGGCCUUGGGGCAGCUGCUAUCAGUUGUCAAUGGGCUGGGUAUGCCAUUUCUAGUUUGCUCAUUGCACCUUCUUUUUUCAACAAACUUGGUCUUAGAAAGUCAUUUUUCGUCUCUUGGAUGUUAUUGCUGACUUUUAUAGUAGCGAAUGCCUUUCCCAGUUGGUAUAGCCUCAUACCAACGAGUAUAUUAUAUGGAAUUGGAACAGGGAUAAACUGGGUUGCCAAUCCAACUGUGGUUACAUCUCUAGCACUGGACUACAUAUACAUCAAGAAAACAUCAGACACUCGCUCGAUAAUUGACUCAUUCCAUGGUCUAAUGCUAGCAAUGGUCAACAGUGCAAGAAUCUGGGGGGAGUUAAUUUCAGCUAGCAUCCUAUUGGAUGACACAGAACCAAUCGAUGAUAAUAUCAACAAUGCUACAACACUCAACGAUGUCUGUGGUCCAGAAUUCUGCCCAAAUUCAAAUUUGACCGGAACAAACAUCAUUCGACCACCAAACGAGAAAAUCUAUCUCCUAGUUGGUGUAUAUUCUGGAUGUAUCGUCCUUGGAAUGUUGACACUGUUCAUAAUUGAUCCACACAAACCAACCAAAACUAUUUCAGCAGUAGAUAGAAUAUUAAAGACAAUCAAACUACAGGGGAAUCCAAGAAUGCUGCCACUCAUAGCAUUGUUUGUAUAUAAUGGAUUUAGAAAUUCACUCAUAUGGGGUGACUUUACUCAGGCCUAUAUAAGCUGUGAGCUAGGGGUUGGUUAUAUUGGUCUCACCAUGUUGUGUAUGGGAAUAACUAACACCAUUAGCGCCAGCCUCAUUGGAAUCAUCCAUCGGUGGAUACCAAGACAGGUCUUUGUCGCUAUAGCAGCAUCUCUUAAUAUGCUCGCCAUAGUAACAAUGUUGCUAUGGGAACCUUCCACUGAUCAGUUCUGGUUGUUUUUCACACUUCCUGCAAUUUAUGGCUUGGCACACGCCAUAUGGCAAACACAGGAAAAUUCUAUCAUCAACAUACUAUUCCCUGAUACACUGGACUGUGGUUUUGUGAGUCGAAACAUGUGGCAGUCUAUAGGCGUAUCAACAUCAUUUGCUAUCCAGGCUUUCUUAUGUGUAUCAACCAAGGCUUACAUCACCAUAGGAAUGUUGUUGGUUGCCAUGGUGAGCUACACAAUACUGGAACUUCUUAUACAAUUCAAAUGGAAACUUCAAACAAAAAGUGACACUAAGUGAAUAUGGUGCCAUAAAGUGAUUAUGGUACCAUAAAGUGAA
Molecule: messenger RNA, 1574 nt
Organism: Owenia fusiformis
Lineage: Eukaryota; Metazoa; Annelida; Polychaeta; Sabellida; Oweniidae
Source: the annotation of a GenBank genome assembly